UGUUUUAGUCUGGAUAUCAAUCAAUACUUUCUAUUUUAAUGCGGAAUUUUAUUGAUGAUUGAUGAAUGUAUUAUCGUACACAUUAUGAGUCUCCAUCCUAAAAGUGAAAAACUGUUAUAAAAAACAUAACAUGACAGGCAUAAAAUAAUACAGCAAUUCAGAAAGAUGUCCAUAAAUACAAUAUUUUUGGAUUUGUCAGUUGAUCCCACAGAUAUUGUGGAAAAGCUUACAAUAAUAUCAACUAUCAAGGAAGCUUUAUCGAAUUUUAUUCCUGGGAUGAAGGAUGUCCAUUCUACUAACUUUGAGGAUGGAGGAUUUUUGUUGGUGCUGACAGCCUCGCGAGACAGCUUUAUCACUGUCCGAGGUUUCCCUCAAGGUCUGGUGUCCAUCAACAUAGAAUACUUCCAAGAGGAGGGUACAGAACAAUUGCUGACCUAUGAGGCUGUAAAACAACUUGAAACUGUAUUAACAAAUGUCACUGGUAGUAAGAAGAGUCACAAAUUCCCUGCUAUACAAAGAGGAAGCAAGAUUGAUAGAUACUUUGUUACUUCAGAUGGAAGAAUUAUAGAAAUGGAUAUUGACGCUGUAAUUUUUAAUGAGCAAUCCCCAUAUCAGAGAGUUCAAGUCCUGCACAGCAAGACUAUGGGCAAUCUCCUGGUUUUAGAUGAGUUACAAAACCUGUCAGAGCGAGAUCUGAUCUACACAGAGACUCUGAUGCAGAGAGGGAAAGAGGAUUACUUGGACAAGGAGAUUGUCAUCCUCGGGGGAGGAGAUGGAGCUUUGCUGUAUGAGUUACUCAAAGAGAGACCUAAGUUUGUUACCAUGCUUGAGCUGGAUGAAGUCGUGAUGAGGGCUUGUAGAGAGCAUCUACGGAGUUGCUGUGGUAACUGUUUGGACAAACUGGAAGACAUUAAUUACAAGAUUGUUAUUGGUGACUGUGUUAAAUCAUUGGACACAAUGAUUGCGGAAGGCAAGACAGUGGACUACGUUUUCGGAGACCUGACUGAUAUUCCUGUGUCAACUUCACCUCAGGGAGAAGUGUGGGAUUUCAUCCGGCUCAUUCUCAACAAAGCCAUGCAAGUCCUCAAACCUACCGGAAAGUAUAUGACCCACGGAAAUGGAGCUGGAAGUCAAACAUCAUUGGCCAUGUAUGAAAAUCAACUAAGAAACUUGAAAAUUCCAGUAGAAUUUACAAAAGACAAAGCAUUUAUUCCAUCAUUCCUGGAAGAUUGGGUGUUCUACCAAGUGUCACCAAUGAAGCUCAAAUAGUUUAAACCACAUAGUUACUUUAGUUGUUAGCCUUAAGCGACCAAUGUCAUAUGUAAUAUUUGCUAUUCAUACGUAGUUGGUAUUACCCAAUUUUUAGUCUAAGAUAAAAUUUGAAUCUGAAUAUAAUUUUUUGGAAUUAAAUUAGGCGGCUCUCUUCCAAUAGUGAUCUUGGCCAAUAUCCUAUGAAAUCAAAAAAUGUAGUUGUAACUAAAAGGAUAUACCAAAUACCUUUGCUUGUUAUUUUGCAUUAAUUUUUGAUCAGGGUUAUCUAUACUGAUAGCUUAUAGUUUAAGCCAGUCCAUGCACUCAACCAUGGACAGAAGGUGUGACUCAGAAGGUUGUCACACAUUUCAGUGUCUGAACUAAAAGGAGUCUGGAAAAUUUCCUCAACCAGUCAAGCUGAGGUUCGGGGCACUCUCCCAGAACAUGUUUAAAUGCAAAUAAUGUUAAAAAUUGCAAGUUUGACAGCCCUUUGAAAGUAUAUUUCUCUUAUUUUAUGCUCAACAAAAAUAGUUAUAGAUUAAGUAAAAUUUAACCUUUUGGAGAUCGCCUGAUAACAAAAUGUUUCAUAGGGAUUUGCUGAGACUCGGAAAAUAGCUGUAUCUCAAGAAUUACAAGUCACACACUUUACUUUUUCCUUGAAUUUAUAGAUUAUAAAAUGGGCUACCAGAAUACAUGACUAUGUUUUUUAUUACUUAAAUAGUAUAUCUUUUUUUAUUUUAUUGACAUCAAUGAUCUUACUAUGAAAUUAUCAUACUAUGGGUUGCGCAAUGUACCUCUCUCAUUUCUAAAAUCCUAUCUAAGCAACAAAAAGCCAAAGGUUUAUAACAAUGGUAACUGGUCUCAGGAAGUAAAAGUCACGUAUGGCAUCCCUCAGAGAUCCAUAUUAGGUCCUUUGUUAUUUUUGGUCUGUAUUAAUGACUUGCCGUCGUCAGUUUCUGCCACAACAGUCUUAUACGCAGAUGACUCAACAUUUUUAAAUGCAGAAAAUAGCAUGGAAGAAGUGAACGUGCUAACACAAAGUACUUUAUUAGAAGCUUCAAACUGGUUUAAAAACAAUGGUUUCCAUCUAAAUGUAUCUAAAAAACUAAAAUAUCUUAUCGGUUAAAACUGAGAAAAUCUGUAAACUCUCAAAGCAACCUAUCUAAUUACGCUAAAUUCUUGGGAAUCUUUAUUGACAGAAAUUUAAAUUGGGAUGCCCAUAUUAAUUACCUAUCUUUCAACUAAGUUGUCUAGAGUAAUUUUAUUUAUCUUCUCAGACGGCUUACAUUCAAAUGUGUUAAUACAGAUUAUGUAAGAGCAGCUUAUUUUGCUAUUUUUCAAUCCGUUAUAAGAUAUGGACUUGUAGUUUGGAGCAAUGCAAGUAAAAUUAAUAAAUUUAUUUUCCUUCAAAAAAUUCUAUAAAAGUAAUUACUAAUUCACAGCCACUUGAACAUUAUAAACCUCUUUUUACUAUUUGUAAAAUUCAGAUAGUAAUAAACCUGCAUCUCUUUGAUCUUAUGAAAUAUAGUUUUCAAAAUCCUCAAUUAGUAAAGCCUAGCAGUAUAAAAACAUUCCCACAAUAUCAGGAAUAAAAAUGCUGCACCUAUCAAUUUUAAUAGAUUGAGAAAACCUCUUGAAAGCCAUUCUGUUAUUGCACUGAGGGUAUACAGCCAUUUGUUACCCUUAGUCCUAAAGUACAAUAUAUAUAUAUAUAUAUAUAUAUAUAUAUAUAUAUAUAUAUAUAUAUAUAUAUAUAUAUUUUAAUAAAUAUUACUUAUGGCUGUUAGAUAACCCAUUUUAUGCACUGGAAGAGUUCUUCCGGUUAAAAAACGUUUAAUUUGAAUUCCCCAAUGCAUCUAGCUGUAUUUGUGUAUUGCAGCAUAUGUUUGUGUACUAUAAGAUAUAGAUAAUAUAAGAUUUAUAACUGACGGCUAUAUUUGUAAUGAAAGCUGUAAUGAGACUUUGUCAAUGAUCUUUUUUUAUGGCAAUAAAAAAUGUUGAUUGAUGGGUGAUA
This is a messenger RNA of Homalodisca vitripennis (glassy-winged sharpshooter), 3265 nucleotides long. RefSeq names its product spermine synthase-like. The coding region runs from base 166 to 1269 and encodes 367 amino acids. Gene Ontology annotation, biological process: spermine biosynthetic process. NCBI's taxonomy places the organism in Eukaryota, Metazoa, Arthropoda, Insecta, Hemiptera, Cicadellidae. The transcript is spliced from 8 exons. Gene Ontology annotation, molecular function: spermine synthase activity. The record is from RefSeq and is a predicted model, not a curated record.